AUACAUUACGUACUACAGUGUUUUGUGGAAAGGCAUAUAAUUAAAAUAGCAUUUUAUCUUUAUUUAUUUACAAUACAAUUUCAUAACGAAAUUUGAUUUGCACUAUUAUUUACAUUCACAAAAUUGUGUAGUGUUCUACUAAAACUUUUGUAAUAAUAACACUUUUAAGUUUAAGAUUCAUAUAGUGGAAAUACAUGUUUAAAUAAUGAUCAAUACACUUUUACGUGUAAUUCAAAUAUUACUCAUUGUAAUUGCGGCAGUAUGUGUGAAAUAUUUAGUACAAUAUUUUUAUAUGCGUUAUCGAUUUAGAAAUAUACCUGGUGUAACAGGUAUGCCAUUUCUGGGAGUUGCUUGGGAUCUUUUGAAAGUACCGAUUGAAGAUCAACAAGAAUGGUUCUCAAAUAUCACCAACAAGUAUAAAAAUAGUAUUUUUGUAUUGUGGAUUGGGCCAAGACCAUUUAUAAAUUUACAACAACCUCGACAUAUGGAGGCUAUCCUCCCAAGUACAGUAAAUAUCAAAAAGUCAUUUGUUUAUGAUUUGGUUACUCCAUGGUUGGGUAAUGGACUUUUGACAUCAACCGGUGAAAAAUGGUUUCAUCAACGUAAACUUCUGACUCCUGCGUUUUAUUUCGGUGUUCUUGGAAAGUUUACAGAUUUAAUGUACGAUAAAGUAAAAAUUUUGAAUGAUUGUAUUGAAAACCAUGUAUUUAAUAAUUCUAAUGAGCCAGUAGAAAUAUUUGAUUUUAUAUCGAAAUGCACUCUAGACAUCAUUUGUGAAACUGCGAUGGGUGUCGAAAUGGAUGCGCAACGAAAAAAGGCUGAUGCAUAUUUCAAAGCUGUUCACGAAUUUUCUAAUUUAGUAUCAGAUCGUUACAUUAAACCAUGGUAUAUGUGGGACUUUUUCUACUCAAAAACGAAAGAUGGACGAAAAUUAAAAAAAACUAUAGAAAUAAUGCACGAAUUUACCACAGGAGUAAUAACAGAGAAACUAGCAAAAAAGAAAAAUGCGUUACCUGUUGACAAUACCGAUGACAAUGAAAAUGACGAUUUUGUUUUCGCAGGUAAAAAAAAAUGUAAAGCCUUUUUAGAUAUAUUACUUGAAGCUAGCGAAAACGAUUCUCAACCAUUAUCUGUAGAUGAAAUAAGAGAACAGGUUGAUACAUUCACGUUUGCGGGACAUGAUACGACUGCCACUGCAAUCUGUUGGACACUUUUUGCUCUUGGAAAUGAACCGGAAAUUCAGAAUAACGUUCGAAAAGAGCUGCGUAACGUCUUUGAUGGCGAUAAUUACAAUUCAGUAGGUACAAAACUGAUGCAGUUAAAAUACCUUGAUUGUGUUAUCAAAGAGACUUUACGACUUUAUCCAAGUGCUCCUUUUAUUUUUCGAGAUUUAUCUGAAGAUGUAACAUUUGAUGGCUAUAAAAUUCCAGCAGGGACUUCCUUAACUAUCAAUAUAUUCGAUCUGCAUCGCGAUGAUGGUGUGUGGGAAAACCCAUUAGAUUUUAAUCCAGACCGAUUUUUAACAAGCAACAUGAUUGGCAGACAUCCUUACUCAUAUUUACCAUUUAGUGCUGGCCCACGAAAUUGCAUAGGUCAGAGAUUUGCUUUUUUAGAACUAAAAGUUGUCUUAUCUUCAUUCCUGUCUAAAUGGCAGAUAAAAAGUGCUAAGUCUCCAAAAGAUAUCAAAUUACAAACUGACAUUAUACUCCGAUGUUUUGAGCCGAUCAAAUUAUAUUUGACACCCGUGAUUAACUAAAAUUAAGGGUCUCUAAACAAAAAACUUUGAAGAAACACAAUGUUUCGAACAGUUAUUAUUUUACUACUUGAAACUUUUCAUCAUUUCAGUAACUUUAACUGUACAUAAUUUAUGUGGGUCCAUAUAUUA
Messenger RNA from Phymastichus coffea, 1885 nucleotides. Its product is annotated as cytochrome P450 4C1-like. The transcript has 9 exons. Gene Ontology annotation, molecular function: oxidoreductase activity, acting on paired donors, with incorporation or reduction of molecular oxygen; heme binding; monooxygenase activity. Bases 206 to 1756 code for a protein of 516 amino acids. Lineage: Eukaryota; Metazoa; Arthropoda; Insecta; Hymenoptera; Eulophidae. The record is from RefSeq and is a predicted model, not a curated record.